CCCUUAUCCUUUCAGGUUUCCACUCCUUUCGAGUCUCUUCCCUUUUGUUACAGAGAAACACACUGCAAUGGCAAUUCCAAUGGCAAUGGCGACACCUACAGAUUCCGUCAGUAGAGUCUGGAGCAUGUCUUCUCUCAGAUCAGCUCUUCCUUCCGCCGUAUCUUGCCGAUUACCUUCCUCGUCUUCUCGCCGUCCGGUCACUCUUCGUCUCCCCGUCUCUUCUCCCUCUCUCCCUUCUUUCUCUGGUCUCUCUCCGGUCAACCCUCUACUCUCAAUCGGACUUCCAGAUUGGAAGAGUUUUGAGGAUGGGUUCAAAAUUAUUGAUGGUGGUGGUCGUGUUUACGCCAUGAGACACGGUAGGAGAGUCCCGAAGCUCAAUAGACCACCGGACCAGAGGAAAGCUCUCCUUCGGGGGCUCACGACGCAGCUGUUGAAGCAUGGACGAAUCAAGACUACUCGAGCCAGGGCCAGUGCGAUGAGGAAGUUUGUUGAUAAGAUGAUAACGAUGGCUAAAGACGGUUCUCUCCACAAGCGAAGGCAGGCUCUGGGAUUUAUCUACGAGAAGCAGAUCGUUCACGCCUUGUUCGCUGAGGUUCCGGAAAGAUACGGUGAGAGGAAUGGAGGUUACACGAGGAUCAUCAGAACUCUCCCAAGGCGAGGUGAUAAUGCUCCAAUGGCUUACAUUGAACUUGUUUGAGGUUAUCUAUUUUGUUUUUCUUAUCUUUUUUGUUCAGUGUGUCUCCUUAAAUUGCACAUUUGCUCGACCUUCGAUUUGUAAUGAAUGAUGCAGAUAUGAGAUCGUUUAUUUUUGUUAGUGAGCUUCAAAUUCGACUUGGUAAAA
Messenger RNA from Eutrema salsugineum, 841 nucleotides. Its product is annotated as 50S ribosomal protein L17, chloroplastic. Gene Ontology annotation, cellular component: ribosome; cytosolic large ribosomal subunit. Gene Ontology annotation, biological process: translation. Lineage: Eukaryota; Viridiplantae; Streptophyta; Magnoliopsida; Brassicales; Brassicaceae. Gene Ontology annotation, molecular function: structural constituent of ribosome. The transcript is spliced from 2 exons. The record is from RefSeq and is a predicted model, not a curated record. The coding region runs from base 68 to 697 and encodes 209 amino acids.